AUGUCGUUAAGUGUCAGUGCGGAAAAUGUUAAUCCAGAAACGCAGGACUAUGACGGUUCUGGUAAUAUGUGUUUGGAAUUGGCCCUGGAGGGCGAACGACUAUGUAAAUCGGGAGAUUGCAAGGCUGGUGUGGCUUUUUUCCAAGCAGCAAUCCAAGCUGGGACUGAAGAUAUACGAACACUAAGUGCCAUUUACAGUCAACUAGGAAAUGCAUACUUUUAUCUUGGAGAUUAUGGGAAAGCUAUGCAGUAUCACAAGCAUGAUUUAACAUUAGCCAGGUCGUUAAAAGAUAAAUUGGGAGAAGCCAAAUCUUCAGGCAACUUGGGUAACACUCUUAAGGUAAUGGGUCGUUUUGAUGAGGCCGUGGUUUUUUGCACGAGACACCUAGAAAUUUCUAGAGAGUUAGGAGACAAACUAAGCGAAGGGAGAGCUUUAUACAACUUAGGUAAUGUGUAUCACGCAAAAGGAAAACACAUUGGACGCAUUGGAAAUAAGGAUCCCGGCGAUUUUUCUGAUGAUGUCAAAAAAUGUCUGCAUGAAGCUGUAAAUUACUAUGAAGAAAAUUUGGCACUGAUGCGAGAUUUGGGCGAUAUAGCUGCGCAGGGACGCGCAUGCGGAAAUUUGGGCAACACUUUUUAUUUGUUGGGUAAUUUUGGACAAGCUAUAAAUUAUCAUGAAGAAAGACUUUCCAUUGCAAGGCAGUUUGGUGAUAAGGCUGCUGAAAGAAGGGCCCAUAGUAACUUAGGAAACUCACACAUCUUUAUAGGACAGUUUUCUGAAGCUGCACAUCAUUACAAACGUACUUUAGCUUUGGCUCAAGAACUGGGCGAUGAAGCAAUAGAGGCUCAAGCGUGUUACAGCUUAGGCAACACGUAUACUUUACUUAGAGAUUAUGAAACGGCAAUCGAAUACCAUUUAAGGCAUUUUUUGAUCGCGCAAAAUUUGUCCGAUAAGGUCGGUGAAGGGAGGGCGUGUUGGUCCUUGGGAAACGCCCAUGCAUCGUUGGGAAAUCACGAAAAAGCCUUAAGUUUCGCCAAGAAACAUUUGGAAAUAAGCAAAGAGUUGAACGAUAGUAUGGGAGAAGCUACAGCUAAAAUGAAUAUUACUGAUCUGAGAAAAAUUCUUGAUAUUCCUGAGAGUCCAAACACUCUAUUAGAAAAUAGUAACACGUCCAGUCCGGACAAUGAUAAACUUAAUGAUAUAACACAUCAACAAAUGCAGAGACUGAGAAGGGAGAGCAUGGAACAACUUAGUCUAAUAAAAUUAACUCCUGAUGGUAAGAAAGUUAUUUCUCAUACCAAUAAAACAUCUAUUCCGAUGAAAAACUUUGAAGAAGAAGAUUCGUUCUUCGACGUGCUGUCGCGCUUUCAAUCAAAGCGCAUGGACGACCAACGUUGCUCGCUAACUGUGGCCAACAAGGAAAACACCAACAUGGUAAACCUGCAACAGCAACAACAACGAAAUGAAGAACCAGAAGAUUUGAUCGACAUGAUUGCCGGAAUGCAGAGCAAGAGGAUGGAUGAACAGAGAGUUGCGCUACCUAAUCUUCCAGGCCUUCAGUCGAGCUCCCUACAACGCCUGCGCGCUGCCGCUCCAUCGAGCAACGUUCCCGACGACAACUUCCUCGAUCAGCUCGUGCGUUGCCAGGGUUCGCGUUUGGAGGACCAGAGGUCGCCGCUGCCCGCUCCCGCCGUAGACGCGGAAUCUGACGCCCCCGCGCCGCCCAUCAGAGGAGGCGGAGCUGCGCGAAGCGGCGCGACCGUCCCCGACGAAGAUUUCUUCUCGCUUAUCGUGCGAUUCCAGUCCGGCCGCAUGGACGACCAGCGUGCGGGGUUGCCAACUACUCAACACAGGAUUGCAAACGGAUCAAUUCCAAAUGGCGUCAAUAAUAAUUUUAAUAAGAACGCAUCCAGCAAAAAGAAAAAAUAA
Molecule: messenger RNA, 1929 nt
Organism: Brassicogethes aeneus
Lineage: Eukaryota; Metazoa; Arthropoda; Insecta; Coleoptera; Nitidulidae
Source: the annotation of a GenBank genome assembly